Messenger RNA from Orbicella faveolata, 1830 nucleotides. RefSeq lists its product as uncharacterized. The record is from RefSeq and is a predicted model, not a curated record. NCBI's taxonomy places the organism in Eukaryota, Metazoa, Cnidaria, Anthozoa, Scleractinia, Merulinidae.
GCUCUGAUUUCAUAGACACAUUGCCAAGGGAAUUCGAAAGACAAUCAUCGAUUAGCAAAUGAGACUUAGUUCAGUACGUGAUUAUAUUCAGCUCAGAUCAGGCGCCAUAUUCUAACAAGAACUAGAUCAGUUCUACCUGAAUCACAGCUUUACUGCAGAAGUCUACCAAGUGUUACUGCGAAAGCAAUCUUCCGUUUUUCGCUGAAUCACUACGCACUCGAGCGCAGGGAAGCCAUGAAUUUCGUAACGAAGAUCAUUGUUGUGCUGACUUUCAUCUGCUUGUGUGAAUUGAGUGAUGCGAGAAGAGGUUCGAAGCAUCGCAAGCAUCCGGAAAAACCGAACGCUUCGGAAGUGGACGAGCAGGAAUCCACAAAUGGAUCGGUGGCGUUUGGAACCGGCAAUCUCACCUCGACAACACAGCCACCCAUGACUUCACGUCUUCCUGACAAAGUUAACCCUGUGCCUCAGGCGCUCAACAGACGGCACCUGGAGAAGCGGUGUUGCAGAAUCGGCUACCGCGCUGCCAAACGAAAGUUCUUUUGUAUGAUAGACGCCUUUUACAGCGCUAAAUACAGGAACAUGGAGCACUUUGCCAAGCAGAAGUUUCAAUCGCGAAAACCCUCGCGAGCAACGCGGCGUUUCAUGCACCAUUUGGAUAAGUACUGCAUCAAACAUCAGCUCAAAGGCGUGUUCUACAAGUGCUGUAUGGACGGAAUCUAUACCGCGCGCGAAAAAGGUGGACAAUAAUCUUCGAGGACAAUGGAGGUGCAACGAACAAGUGUAUAAUGCAUUAAUUGAUGUAUUUUGAACAAUGUCGUUAAGGAAAACAAUAUGUUAGAAAUGUAAAUGUGUUUAAACAGAGAUCGUGUAUAAUUCAAUUCAACAGACGAAAUAUUGGGCACGGCCCAAGUAAGUCUCGUGUGGAUCUACUGAUUAAUUUUGAGGAUCGUGUUACUGGAAUUUUGCUUGUUGUUGUCUCUCGUCAGACGCGAUGCGUGUUUAAUUCCUUGUGGAAACACUUAGCUUUUUUCCUGUCGGGUGGAAACAGUGUACAUUGAUCAGCACAUGUCAUUUCUUAGAGUUAGUAUUGUAGUAGAACCAUUAAAAAACAAUUUUCGUUCUUUUUGUUCAAACGAAUUUGUACAAAUAUUGCACAAUAUUUACGCUCAGGACGAAAUGUAAAAUACAGAAAGGUUGUAGAUCUUUUGUACAUAGUUGAGAUAUUUUAAUUUGGCAAGACCCAGAAUAUUGAACCAGGCGCGAGGUCCGCACGGAGAGAAUAUCGGCCCGAGCUGUUAACAGCAGCAACCGGGCUCAGCCUGGACUGUUGGAUAACGAUUUCCCCCUAUGUGGUCCCGAGCAAUCUUGGUUCAUACGAGAAUUAUUGCACGACUGACUGUUUACAAAAAUCCCACGAUCACGGAGUAAAACGACAUCACGAAGUUCAGGCGCGCAAUUUUGGCUGGGAGCCCACUUACUUUUUACUUAACAACUGGAAUGAGGGAAAAGAAAAUUUGAAGAAAAAUAAAUAAAAGGAAUGUCUUUUAUGUAAGUUUCUUCUAGUAGAAAAGUAAGCCAUUAAAACUAUAAGGGCAGUGCCUGGCAAAGUACUCUCAGGGUAUUGGACUGGCAAUGCAACAACCUGAUUGGUUGACUUUAGUUAUUGGACCUGUGAACUAACUUAGUCGUGUAAUAAAAUUGGUUAUUUACCCGUAUUGAAAUAUCGGAUGUCGUAUUAUAAUUUGCAUCUCUCUUGCUCAGCUGUAAAUCGAAGGCUGUUUUUUUAAAAGCAUUCAUUUAACCUGUAAAUAAAAUAAUUUGAUUUUGUGA